GGUGUGCAAACUCAGCCUUUUUUUUCUAUUAAUAAAAAUGGAAGUUUUUAUUUAAAAAGUUGGUAAUGUGGGUUAUGUGGCGGCGCCAAAAUAUCCUUUCCCUAUGACUCUUCUCUUCCGCAUUCUAACAACACCUUCUCUUCACAAAAUCACACGACACCUCACUCUCUUUUCACAUUAAACUAAUCUUCCAUCUCCAAAUCAUUUGGUCCAAAUUCGAUGCUGCGCAAUCAUGUGACAACCCUUAAUCAUCAAUGCCCCCACCAUUUAAUACCUCUAUAAUGUGUGUAUGUGUAUGUGUUCCUAUAUAUAUAUAUAUAUAUAUAUGCAUUUGUAAAACCUAUCCAGAAGCAGCAAAGAGAGUUUCUACUUUAGCUUUUGUUGAGAGAAAAAAGAUAAGGGUUGUCAAUAAUGGCUACCAAGUACCAUGCGAGAUCAAUAAGCUUACCUUCUAGAUCACAUCCUAGUACUUCGAAGGUUGAGGAGGAGUUGAGGAAGGUGAAGACAUGGGUGUCUUCUUCUUCUUCUUCUUCUGUUUGUGGUGGGCUUUUGGGAUUACAGGAUUUGUACGACUCCAUUGAUGAGCUUCUCAAAAUGGGGUCUACCCAGAAGGUUUUGUCUUGUCCCCAACAUAAACAGUUAGUGGAAGAGUUGUUGGAUGGUUCUAUGAAGCUUUUGGAUGUUUGCAGCUUAGCGAAGGAGGUGACAUUAGAAACCCAACAACAUGUUGGGGCUCUUCAUUCUGCUGUUCGCCGGAGAAAAGGCGACUCCGCCGUUAAAACUGCUACCGCUGCUUAUAAUUGUUACGGAAAAAGGAUGAAAAAAGAAGCUAAAAAGUUAAUAACAUCAAUGAAGAAGAUGAAUGAGAAAUUCAACACAACCCCAAUGGAAAAUCCGGAUCAUCACCUGAGCUCUGUGAUUGGUGCGUUAAGACAAGCUUGUUCGACCAACAGCUUAAUCUUCGAAUCCGUGUUGGUGUACUUGACGCCCUCGACGAAGUCAAAAGCUCGAGGGUGGUCUCUGGUUUCUAAGUGGGUGCACGAGGGGGCGAUUGCCUGCGAAUCAAACAGUGGAUUGAACGAAUUUGAGAAUGUGGAUGUGGCUUUGAGCUCUAUUGUUGAAGAAAUGGAGGUUGAGAAGUCGCAGAUUGCUCAAAAAAGAUUGGAGAGCUUGGAAAUGGCAGCACAAGAAAUUGAGAGUGGCUUGGAUGGUGUAUUCAGGAGAUUGAUCAAAACAAGAGCAUCUAUGUUGAACAUAAUCUCUCAAUAGGCUUGUAUUGUAUUUCCAUAGCCAAUUUUGACCCCCUGAAUCCUGUAAAGGCAUCCAACUUUUAGGGAUCCGCCAUUGGGAUAUUUAGCUGGAGUUUCAUGUACAUAAUACGAUUUGUAUUCUAUUUGUUCUUGAUCUAAACAAGAAUAAUAGUUAAGUCUGAUUAUGAUGAAA
Cucumis melo (muskmelon) is the source of this 1443-nucleotide messenger RNA. RefSeq lists its product as uncharacterized. Bases 412 to 1269 code for a protein of 285 amino acids. Gene Ontology annotation, biological process: root development; shoot system development. The transcript has a single exon. The record is from RefSeq and is a predicted model, not a curated record. Lineage: Eukaryota; Viridiplantae; Streptophyta; Magnoliopsida; Cucurbitales; Cucurbitaceae.